Messenger RNA from Oryza brachyantha (malo sina), 1736 nucleotides. RefSeq lists its product as uncharacterized. Lineage: Eukaryota; Viridiplantae; Streptophyta; Magnoliopsida; Poales; Poaceae. The record is from RefSeq and is a predicted model, not a curated record. The transcript is spliced from 5 exons. The coding region runs from base 220 to 1335 and encodes 371 amino acids.
GGCACAGUUGGAUCGAUGUGUUGGAGUCGGACGCGAGAAUAUAUUAAACCCUAGGUCGCCGGAGCGCCGCCGACGAGGCCUCGCCGCAGCAAAGGUUCGCCGGAAUCCUCCAAUCCCAUCCCCCUAAAAUUGAUGAGCUGCUGCGUGUGCGGCCGCUCCCUGUUGCUCGAUUGGUUCCGCGCCGGCGUCUUCAGGGUUGGUUGUUAAGGAGGGCUUCCCAUGGCCACGUCGUCGCCGGCGUCCAGCGGGAAGGCGGCCAGCGACCCGUCGGCACCCGCGGCCGCCAACGGAAAUGGGACGGCGCCGCAGAAGCUCCCCCCUGCGUCCGCCUUCGACAUGCCCAAGCCCAACCUGAGGGGACUCAACAAGCCCAAGUGCAUCCAGUGUGGCAACGUUGCCCGCUCGCGAUGCCCGUUCCAGUGUUGUAAGAGCUGCUGCUACAAAGCUCAGAAUCCUUGCCACAUUCAUGUUUUGAAACAGAACAACACAUUGCCAGAUAAGCCACUGCCAUCAACUGCUCCUUUGUCUGAGCAAGUGUCAACUAAUUCAUCUUUAACUGGCGCUUCAUCUAGGCUGGCCUCUCUUCAAAGGCUUCCCCACCAUUUCCUGAAUGCCCUCCGAACAAAGAAGUCCCUUGCCAAAAAGCAGGAUAUUGUGGGUAUAAACAAUUGGAGGUUUGAGAAGCUAAAAGAACAUAUCCAAGGAGACAUCGAUGCUGAAAAUGAAGCGUAUGAAAGGUAUACACAGAAUGUCGGGUUACUGGAGGAAACAUUCGGUCUCACAGAAGAUGCUGCUGUUGAACCUGAAGCUGAAGCAACUUCUUCAGAAGAGAGGAUGGAGACAUUGGUUUCUGAGGCAAAGGUGAGGCUGAAAUCGGAUUCUGCAAAUCUGGAUGGCUUCAAGGACAGGAUUGCCACUAUUUUGGACCAGAAGAUAAAGGAACUGCUAGAAAGCAAAAGUACCUAUGAGGAUGACAACCCUUCUGACCAAAAUUUAGAUGACCAUCCAAAACCGGUGAAGUUAUCCAUCAAGCAUCAAAUGGAGAGAGGUGCAAAGAUGACUGAGCUUCUUGGUAAGAUGAUAAGAGCACAUAGUGAGGCUGAUCUGAAGCCCUGCUCCCAUAUGGCGGCGCAGCUAUUCGGAAAGGAGAAUGGUUCCUCCAUGGUCACACCAAACAAGUCACAAGAAAAAGAGUUUAGCAGCCAAGAAGCUGCUGCAGCUGUUGCUUUUCCUUAUUCCUUUCCAAAGCUCUGGACUAGUGUGGAGAUUGAUGAUGCCAUGAUGUCUAAGAUCAACGGAGAAUUUUCGUCUUCCACUUCUGUCACGCAGCUAUGAACCUGGAAUUAUUCUGGGCAGGUCCAAUGCCAAAUACCAGGACACGAUUGAGCUGACCGGUGCUUCUUUUCUGUUUUUAACCCUAGUUAGUGUUCGUUUAAUGUAAGCAAUUGUUUUCAGCCAAGACAUACAAUGAGAACAAAUACAGUAGUUGACAAUUGACUAGUUGUGUAUUAAACCAUGAGAGCAACCAUACCCUAGUUGUUUCUUAUUGUGUCCAUGGAACAAUCUUAGAAGAGCUAUUGAUCGUCGACGGCGACGUCUUGAGGCGGCGGCUGCGCGUUCGACUUUGCGACGCGUGGCUCGCCGAUGAUGGUGGACCCACAUGUUAGUGACAAAAGACACCAUGCUUUUGAUUCUAUACUUGAUAAUCCCGAUCCAGUAGGAACACGCCAUGAUUG